AUGGAAUCUGCCGGCGACAGGGGGGGAGGCGGCGCGCAUGGCGGCGAGCCCGUGAUGGCGAGAAAGCGGUUCCGACUGGAUAUGGACCUCGGGUCCGACUCGGAUAGCUCUACCGAACAAGACGCUUUGCCCCGUGGAGGAAGUCGCGGUCGCGAUCCCGUUCAAAGUUACCCCAGUGCAUCAAACCCCAGACAUCAAGCCUCGCCGGCAACUGGACAGCGGCAGCACCAACAGCGCGAUGGCAUGACCAACAGCUAUCGGCAGAUAGCUCAAGGCGAUGAUGACGACUACGGCACCACAUUUCGAUCGUCGGAUUCUCGGUCUAGGGGAAACAGCGGUGGCAAGGGGCGGUGGUCAAGGGAGGAUGGCAGAGACGCUGGGCAGGGGUGGGGACCGGGAGCGCCGUAUCUGGACGAUGCUCUGGAAACGAUCUGUUCCCAGCCCAAGUUUGUGACGCCAGACCAUGCAGAGCCGAUGCAGCCACCGCGACUGUCCGUGCCGCCUCCCAUGACAAACACCCGUACGCACACCGCGGUGCAGAACCCCUACAAGCCUUCGGCGCGAGUCACUCCCGACAGUCAUCAUCAAACCAGAAGGGUCACUGCUGAACCCGCUCGGUCUUCGGGAAGUCGGAGCUCACGCUCUUCCUCCACGGGUGGAACGUCGGCAGCAAGGAGCGUAGGUGCUUCUGCACAAGAGGCGGGCGGAGGCGAUGGUUACAGCAGCAUGGAUAGAGGCAGCGCCCUGAGGCAGAUGCCCUCGCUUGUUGGAGUGAAGGAUGUCUACCCUCCGGAGCUCAGCAGAAUUUGGCCGUUCCAAAACUUCAACGCCAUCCAAAGCGCACUGUUCCAGACGGCUGCCAAGAGCGACAAGAACGUGGUCGUCUCGGCGCCGACGGGUUGCGGCAAGACGGUUGUUCUAGAAAUGGCGAUCGCUCGGCUUUGGCAAGAGUCUGGUGGCACCCUCGGCAACCGCAAGGUCAUCUACAUCUCCCCCAUCAAAGCCCUCUGUCAGCAAACGUUGGACGACUGGACCGCCAAGUUCUCACCACUUGGGAUACGACUAGCCGAGCUCACCAGCGACUCCACCUCCGGCCCCUCCAAGGGCUCGGUGUCCCUCCGAGACCUGGCGUCGGCGGAUGUCAUCCUCACCACGCCGGAAAAGUGGGACAGCAUCACCAGACGUUGGAAGGAGCACGCGUUCUUGGUCGGCACGGUGGCGCUUGUCCUAGUCGACGAAGUUCACACGAUCGGAGAGGAGAGAGGUGCCACGCUAGAGGUGAUCCUGGCUCGAAUGAAGAUGGUUUCGCGAUCUACGGAGGUGGUUUCCAUGGGGCUUCCCGCGUCGCGGAUGCGCUUCAUUGCGCUGUCUGCGACGCUACCCAACGCCAACGAUUUUGGUUCAUUCCUUGGAGCUGAGGUGUUCCGAUUUGGAGAUGAGUUCAGGCCGGUCCCUCUCCAGACGCACGUGGCCGGCUAUCCUUCCGGCAGCAAACCCUUCCUCUUUGACCGGGGCCUCAACAAUCGUGUCGCUGGAACCGUUGCGAGGUACUCGAACGGGAAGCCGUCUUUGGUGUUCUGUGGUAGCAAGAAGGACACCGAAACGGUCGCUAGCUCCCUGGCCAAAGGGACGGAUUACGCCAGAAGGACGGGCUCCCAGGUGGUAAUGCAGUACCUAGCGACUGCUGCGAACACGGCCGAGGACCCGCAGUUGGCCAAACUAAUGAUGAGGGGCGUGGCGAUUCACAACUCGGGACUUUCUCCCCGUGACCGCGGUCUUGUGGAAAGGGCGUUCCUGUCCGGCAGUAUCGCCGUCCUUGUCGCGACAACUACACUUGCCAUGGGUGUGAACCUGCCCGCGAGGCUGGUUGUGAUCAAGGGGACAAAUCAGUACCGAGGGGCACAAGGGUACAAGGAGAUGCCCAGGUCGGCCAUCCUGCAGAUGAUCGGAAGAGCUGGACGCCAGGGGUUCGACAGCAGCGGCGUGGCGGUAGUCAUGACGUCAGAGCGCAACAAGAAGGCCCUGGAGCGCCUGAGCGCAGGGCAGGAGGCGGUCGAGAGCUCCCUCCAAGCGAAGCUUCUCGAGGCGUUCAACUCGGAGCUGCGGAAUGCUGGAGUAAUCGCCAUGGACGACGACGAGUUCUCCGUCCAGCCGACCCCUCACGGCGUUCUGUUCAGCCGUUUCAUGGUUCGCUUUGAAUCCAUGAAGGUCAUCCUGGAGGUUUCCGAGAACCACGGAACCCGGGACAUCCUGCGAGUGUGCGCCGAGUGCAACGAGGUCAACGUCCCACUACGACGAGCAGAGAAGCGUUUCCUGAACGACCUGAACCAAAAAGUUCGAUACCCGCCGCCAAAGAAGGAGGUGGUGCGGACGCCAGCAGACAAAGCCCUGGUUCUCCUCCAAGCUGCGCUCGGAGGCCUUCACCUCGAUGACUGGACCUUGAGGGGAGAACAGACCGCCAUGCUCGACACGUCCGCGAGGCUGCUCGGCUGCUGUGCGGAGUCGCUCGCGGUCGCCGGCAGGGGCGGGGGGUUGGGCUGCGCCGUGUCCCUGCGGCUCAUGCGCUCGGUCCGCCUCAGGCUGUGGAUGGAUGCCGAGCGAGGGCAACUGAAGCAGCUUCCCGGGGUGGGCGAUACCAUGAGCGGGCGCCUGGAGGCUAGUGGGAUCAUCACGCUCACCGAUUUAGGCUGUUCGACUUCGGUCAAGGUCGACGCCAUCACCGGUCGCAAGCACCCAUUCGGCAACGGCAUUCGCCACGCCGCUCUACAGCUGCUGACGAGGGCUCUGACAGCCAGCGUGUCGCGUCAGCAGAUGGGUGACGGGAGGCAGGAACUCCAGGUUCGAGUCGAACCGGCGUUCCAGACAACGGACCCAUUCUCUGACGGGUACAUUGAGCCCCCCGACGAUGCGUAUGCCCCCCCACCGACUGGCUGGAGGCGGAACGACACCAACUUCCAACUUCUCGUGUACUACGACGGCCAGGAACCGCCUUUAUCAUCCUCGCCUCUGAUGCUCUUCCGAAAGAUCAACAUGGAGGGCAUGCACAGCGCCACCCUCCCUGUCGAGGCCAUCGAGAAGGACGUUACUAUUCACCUCUGGCUCAUCUGCUCCGGGGUGUGCGGCAUGGACGUUGCAGAUGUCAGGAUAAAGCCAUCCAGCCUAGACAGCCGUUUCGCGAGCGUAGCGGAUCUUCGCGCGAUCUGGUCACAGAACGCGCGGCGUUCGGCAAACCAGGACGCCCAGGACGAGGAGGAUGGGGCGGACCCGGUAGAUGAGUCGGCACCUGCCUCGGACAGGGCAGGCUGGUUGGACUGGGAAACGAACGACAAAACCACCCGGAAGAAACCGGCGGGCGGACAUUCUACCGGCGAGAGGGGGAGCUCUGGGGCCAAGAGAAGCAGGGGUGGAAAGAGCGGUGGUGCCGGUGCUGGCCGCGGGAAAGGAAAGGGAAAAGGAAAAGGGCGGGCUGGUGUUGGGGUUGGGUCGGAAGGCGAGCGGCAGCUGGACCUGGCGUCGUCGUUCAAGGCCGCGGCGCUGUCUGAGUCUGCCAGGAAACGAGCGAGAGCAGCUGGCAGGGGUGGUGCUGGAGGUGGCGGCGCUGCCAAAGCAAAGCCCUCGGAGGGAAUGAACCGGGGGGAGCUAGGGGCGAUUGGUGUGUCUGACGCCGGGGAUGAUCUCGGUAUUCCCCCGGCUCCCGGAAGGCCGGCCAAGCGCAAGGCCGAGAGCGACACCGCCGGCACGAGUACGCCGGCCAAGCAGCUCACCAAUGGUAACGGCCGAACGUGGGGGUCGAAGGGCAGAGGCAGCGGGAGCGUGACUUGCUCGAGCAUCGGGACGUAUCACCCGGACGGGACGGCGAUGAGAACUGUGCUUAGGCAAAAAGGGUCCGAGCUGAACAUGUCCUCAAGCGUGGAAGUGGACCGCCUCGGGCGAAACGGUAGCAACUCCUCGUCCCCGUUUCCUGGAACUAUUGCCAACAUGGGUCCGCGGUGGCUGUCGGCCGGGUUUGCAGCGCCCGGCGGAAGUGCUUCGAGCAGGAGAGUUUCGGUCGGUCGACGGGGAAACACCAGCACUUCGGCCCUGGAUGUUGGCCAGGGUUCUGGCGGGGGCCCCGCGGUCGAGCUUUUCUCCGAGUCCUACGACUUGACGGCGGGAUCUCCUGAGGACGCUUUGGAUGCCGGGCAGUCGUGGGAACAGCGCGCAAAUACGAGCGGGAACGAUUGGGUAGGAGACCACGCCGCCCGCGGCGCCGGCGCCGGCGUCGGGCAGGUCGCAAUCGAGCACCCGCUUCCGUUGACGCACAAGCAGCCUCCGGAACGUGUCAUGCAUCCACCUCUCACCGCGGCAAGCUCUCACACACCUAGCGCGAGAAGCGGGCGGCCGCCAGCGGCCCGGUCGUGGGGUGACGUUUCGAGGCAGCAAGGCAAGGGCCGCCAUGCUGUCCCAGGGGUGGGGCGAGCGGUGGCGGUGGGCGAGCCCCCUGGAGAUGAAUGGGCGUUGGGAGGGGCAGGAGUACAACAGGAAGAUGUAGACAGGAACCGCUUCAUAACUCGUGGCACAAGGGGAGGAGGCGACCAUGAUGCGGGGGUGCGCGAUCCGUCUCCGCUUUCCUCUCCUAUCGGGGGGUACGGUGGGGCGGCGUCGGGGUCUAGCGGUGGUGGUGGAGGUGGUCGGGGCUGGAAGGCUGGGGCAAACACCAGCAGCUUCUUCGACCGAGGAGACGUAGCGCACUCGAAAAAAGGAGCCAACCUGGAAACUCGGAAACCGGCGAUGGCGACAUUGGCCGACGGCAAUAGGUUUGGCCCGAAUCAGCCGGUAGGGUCAGGCGCACCUACGUCGUCCUGGCGACCAACCACGUUUCCCGCCGCCGUUGGGCGGAAUGAGGCGGCAUCUCAGUACAGUGAACCGUACCCAAAUUCGUCGUUACCCCCGUCGACGAAGCGCGGGGUCACGGACGGCCGCGGGAGCGGGCGCGGAGGGGAGGAGGCAGGUGUGGGGGGAGCAUCAACGGUGACUCCAAACUCUCGCGGGUUUCAUGCUUCUCCUCUGACCUCGGCGUCAACCGCUCCGAUCAGCGCGACCGUUUCCCGGAGGGGUGGAGAUCAACGGGCCCAGUCGAGGCAAGGGGUUUCAGCUCCCCCUUUGGCUGGUUCUAGAAUGGCCGGAAGCCAAGCCGGCGGAGCAUACGGUGGAAGGGGGGCGGCGGCGGGAGGUCCCGGGCGCGGAUGGCCGCAAGGAACGGAGGAAGGACGACGCAGAUUUCAGAGCAAUGGGGCGGCUGGCGGUGCCGUGCGCAGGGGCGAGCAGAUGCAGGAAGACGGCGGGGGUUGGUUUGGCCAGCAUCCAACAACCGCGUAUCGAGGCGACAUCAACAUCACCCACGGCAACAAAGCCUUCGGCCCACGAGGAGCGGGAGUAGAGGUCACAAGGGGCCCGACAAGGAUGGAUGCCCGUGCCCAAACGCCAGAAACAAGACCCACGGCCGCAGAUGGCGAUGCUAGUGCUCCUGCGGGACACCUCUCGGCGGGGUGCAGCGGCGGCGGAGGAGGCGGAAGCGGUGGCCGUGCCGAGGACGUGGGCGUUGCGGGGGGGGCAGUGGCUCGGGAGAACGUCGCGACGAAGCUCGACUUCCACACGGUCUUCGACUGA
Molecule: messenger RNA, 5649 nt
Organism: Ectocarpus siliculosus
Lineage: Eukaryota; Phaeophyceae; Ectocarpales; Ectocarpaceae
Source: the annotation of a GenBank genome assembly